AUGACCAUUACGGACUUCACCGUGCGCAAAAAGAGCUACCGCUACCUCACCACCCAGGUGAGCUACCCAAACCAUGAUUCCAAGGCGGUCCUUGAUGCCUUUGAUCCCACCAAGGACCUUCAGUUGCAAGAUCUAAACAGCCUUGUCGAAAUGGGUGUACAAGGAGGCGCCCCGGCCUGGUACACGGGAUGGCCCAAGGAACAGGUGAACAACUUUAAUUUUUGGCAUCGCCCAAUGAUUAGGUACACAAUGGUUGGCGAAAAGAAAGAGCAGCAUUUUGAUAAAUUGUACGUUCUGGACCAUGACGUUCUGGAGAACGGGAGCGACCCACUGGCAUUCUCUUGGCCAGCAAAGGCCUUCUCAAAAACCGAUCCGGUUAAGGUUCCAAAGUUGGAGGCGUGGUUGAUAAACGAAGAGCUCAAGCAGGAUUGCUCCAAGUUGUUCGUGAUGGAGGAUAUCACCGACGAAGAUCCUGAGACGGCUCACGGCCUACUGGUUACACGCAAGCGAAUGCCCAUUCCCAAGGAGUUCUUGGAUAUCACUUGGGACGGAUCGUCGGCACGCAAAGUCUUGCAAUUGGUGAUUGACAGAAUCAAGAUUCUCGCCAACAGCGAGGAGCCUGAAAAAAUUUUGGAAGUGCAGGAGAAGUUCCGGCACUUCGUGGACCAUUGGCGCAUGGCGAACACGGUCAUUGGGAGAGAUCAGCUUUCGAAGAAUGUCGGAGAAUCUGCUGUUCUCACUGCAACAUCUGCCUGA
This is a messenger RNA of Cylindrotheca closterium, 756 nucleotides long. The record is from the annotation of a GenBank genome assembly. Lineage: Eukaryota; Bacillariophyta; Bacillariophyceae; Bacillariales; Bacillariaceae.